AUGUAUCCCCAGCCACCUGUCCACAGCUACUCGGCACUGGAAUCAGACGGAGGACCGCAGGACUGGAACAGUGUAUACCUCGAUCCUGCGGGCUCCGAGGGGCGCGGCCUAGGGUUUUCAGGUCUCGCGGACGACAACUACGCAUAUGAUAUUCAUGCGACAGGAUGUAUGUCAUACAGCCAGCAUGACUUCCCCGAGGGACAGCAGGAAACGGACGGUAGCCAACAAAUUCAUCUUUCGCGAAUCCUCCAAGACGGGUCUAGUUUAUGCGACGCGACUUACAAUUAUUCAGAGGCUCAAGAUGACGACUUCCGCCCAUUUCCAGAUGAAGACUUAUUCGAGACACUCGUUUCCGCUCCCCUCGCGAUACCCUACGGGGAACACGCUCCUCCUUGUGCGAUGCCGGUACUCCAGCCCGUCAACGUCGCCUACGACCGACUAGAAGAUACGCCCUUUUCAGGGGAGCAAGACUCGGAGUCAUUCUACAAUCCUGCGGCGUCUCACAACCUCGACGUCGCACACGGUCUACCUGCGCAGUCCCCUCAGGAACGCGAUGCAACCUACUACGUACACGAAGAUCUGCGGCACGUUGACAGUCUACCCGCUGCACCCAGUGAAGGAUCGCACGCCGUCAACGAUCAACCGGCCGGACGUGAAGGCCCUCCCCGAGUGCGGGACCUUUUCCCAAUCCAUGUGCAGCCACCAUGGUUCGUUCCCUGCUUUGAGGACUCGUGGUUCAUUCCCCAGCUUGUGUACGCAGGGAAAAAGGCUCGUUCAGACCAGACACUACUACCUUCGCAGUUCAUGGACGUAAACGUCGCUGUAUCGGAUGCUGCCGAUCCAGAGCGCCUCGCUCGUGCCUUGGAAGACCCUUUGGGCCCCGGCUUCCCCGAGGAUGCUGGAACACUCGGUAGGAUAGGUCAAAAAUUCACCGUCCGCUACGUGUGCAUCGAUCACCGCCGACAGCUAGCGUGGCAACUGACUAACCCGAAGCAGAUAAACGAAUACGUUUGUACUACUCGUCAACCCCCCAACCCAUUCCUCCAGGCAGCGCGAAUCGUUCACGGGGACAGUGAGACGGAGUCGCGCGAGGACCCCAGGUCGAAACCCCUCGUGCGUAUCGCUCUGGUUGUCUUCGCCGUGCAGGAGCUGCAAGAGUACCUGGCGAAGCUGGAGGCCGAGGACGUCCCAUUAACUUUCCGUGAUGUCAAAGUCGACUUCUGCCACCUACGUAUCAUCGCGCUUUUCAGACCCCAGCCCGCCGCCGUCCAACCUACACUCGACAUUCUUCCUGAAUUUCGCCAUAUCUACUCCAAGACAGCCUAUCAUUCCUAG
Trametes versicolor FP-101664 SS1 is the source of this 1335-nucleotide messenger RNA. RefSeq lists its product as uncharacterized. The record is from RefSeq and is a predicted model, not a curated record. The coding region runs from base 1 to 1335 and encodes 444 amino acids. Lineage: Eukaryota; Fungi; Basidiomycota; Agaricomycetes; Polyporales; Polyporaceae. The transcript has 7 exons.